AUGCCGUCCGAGGGCCGCGCCGAGGAGGGCUCGCCCAACGAUGGGUCCGAGAACGAGACAUCGAGCAUGGGCGAGGUGUCCAUGUGCCGCAUCUGCUUCAGGGGCGCCCGCGCCGGCAACCUGCUUUCGCCCUGCAACUGCAAGGGCACUAUCGGCCUGGUGCACAAGGAGUGCCUCGAGGAGUGGCUCUCACGCCGCAACACGGACGAGUGCAACAUCUGCUCCUUCCAGUUCAAGGUGGAGCGUACGCCCAAGAGCAUCUGGGACUGGCUGCGGGACCCGGGCAGCCAGGCAAACCGCUGGUACAUCCUGGUGGACAUGUCGCUGUCGCUGUUCGGCGCCGUCAUGCUGCUCGUUUCUGCCUGGCUGUCGGCCGUCGAGAUCAUCAGCGGCAUCUCGUCCGUGCUCGGCUGCGUGCUCAUCGUCAUCAUCGUGGUCCUGGCAGGCCUCAUCUGCGUCGCCGACAUCUACCUCAUGGUGCGCCACCACCACCAGGCGCUGUUACAGUGGCGCCAGAACAACUGGGGCGUCCGCCUGGUCCUGCCCGCGUCCGAGAUACUGGCCGGGUCUCCGCCUGGGGCAAUGAACGCGCACCCGCCGCAGUCUCCGCCGCCAUCCGCUGGCGCCGCCCUGGCUCCGGCUCCCGGCACCAGUCCGCAGGGCGCGGCUGCCCUGCCCAGGGCAUGAACUCACUCGCACCGUCGAGGUCAUUCCUGGGAAGCUUGCCUCGAACUCGGUUGAACGGGUUGGAAUCAAAUGACUAAAUUGAGACCUUCUCCUGGGUUUGGUGCCACGUUGCAUUGUACGUGAUAAUAAA
Molecule: messenger RNA, 817 nt
Organism: Ixodes scapularis (black-legged tick)
Lineage: Eukaryota; Metazoa; Arthropoda; Arachnida; Ixodida; Ixodidae
Product: E3 ubiquitin-protein ligase MARCHF3-like
Exons: 3
Coding region: 1-687 (228 amino acids)
Biological process (GO): protein ubiquitination
Molecular function (GO): ubiquitin-protein transferase activity; zinc ion binding
Source: RefSeq, a predicted model, not a curated record